Molecule: messenger RNA, 893 nt
Organism: Gamsiella multidivaricata
Lineage: Eukaryota; Fungi; Mortierellomycota; Mortierellomycetes; Mortierellales; Mortierellaceae
Exons: 3
Coding region: 148-729 (193 amino acids)
Source: RefSeq, a predicted model, not a curated record
AUUUCACAUUCAGGGAAUCUCAUUCUUAUCCUCAUUCUCAUCCUCAUCCUCAUCCUCAUCCUCGUCCUCAUCACCACCAAACAACAGCAACAACAACAACAACAACAACAACACUUAAAGAAAGAUCAGUUUGAGAACAACACAACAAUGCCGACCCAAAACGCUUACAUUGCCACGAUGUUGAUCUUUACUGGGACAUUUGCUCUCCAGUUAGCAUCGCUGUUUGACCCCAAGUGGGUCCAGUACAAGAGCCCGGAGCCGUAUUACACGGAGACGAACUACGGUCUGUUCCAGAAGUGUUCUACUCUGACAGACGACUGCCGUCGGUUCCCGCUGAAGAAAUGGGGCGACUGUGAUCAUGACAAGGGUUCGGACCGAUGGGUGAACCUGUGUCUGGAAUGGCGCCUCGCUGCGGGGAUGUCGGUCGUGGCCGCGAUUGUGGGACUGUGGGUUCUAGCUGGACUGGGAACCGUGCUGUACACGGGUGAGAGAUGGCGGGCCCAUGGAUGGAAGCAUAUCCUUGGACUCAUUGGUAUCUUUGCCGCACUGCAAGUGGUGAGCAUGGCUAUGGUCGCACAUGUGAUGCAGACGUCGGCGAUGUUCAUACACCACCGUUAUGGCCUCUCGUUCAUCUUCUCGAACGUAUCCUGGGGUCUUGCGGCGGCACUUGCGAUCGGCGUCAUUUUGUUUGCCCGCUACGGCACACGCGGCUAUAUCGCGCUGGAGUAAGAGCGAAACAUCCCCAAUUUUGAAACAAAACCAGCUAAAAAAAAAAAAAGUAGCGUGGGAAUAGUUUCAUAGUUGCUCGAUCUAUAUGGAAAUGUCCGGUUGUUGUACAUAGUCAGACGUCAAGAAGUAAAAGACUUUUUUUGUGCUCUGGAAGCAAAAGGGGA